This is a messenger RNA of Meloidogyne enterolobii, 973 nucleotides long. The record is from the annotation of a GenBank genome assembly. Lineage: Eukaryota; Metazoa; Nematoda; Chromadorea; Rhabditida; Meloidogynidae.
UUUUUGAGAAAAAAAUAUUUUAAAUGUGACUUGUGGAUAGAGGCAUAACCGAGGGGAACAGUUGUAUUUUUCUACUUUUUGGAUUCUAAUUUUGUUAUUUAUAAAAAAAUUUUUUUUUUCUUGAGGGCUUCCUAGAGCAAUGCCGUCGCCGUCGUGAAUUAUUCCCAGAAGAAAGAAUUUUACGAAUUUUUGGAAAUUUGGAAUUAAUUUAUUCUUUACACACAAAUAUAUUUAAAGAAUUAUUAAAUGUAUUGGAUGAAGAAAAGCCUGAAUCGACUUGUUUGGCUAAUGUUUUUCUUAAAAAUCCAACAAUUUGGAAUUUACACAGAUUAUUGCAAUAAUCGAACACUUUCGUGUACUGAACUUGCACAGCUUGAACAACAAUCACAAUAUUUUCACUUUUUUGAGGCUUGCCGUCUUUUACGUGCCUUGCCAAAACUUUCAUUGGACGCAUUUUUAUUAACUCCAGUUCAACGUAUCUGUCGUUAUCCUCUUCAACUUUUGGAACUUUUAAAAGCUACACCUCCAAACCACCCGGAUAGAUUGGCAUUAGAAUUAGCUCAACGAACAAUGAAAUUAAUUGCCUCAAAAGUUAAUGAUGGAAAAAGAAGAGUUGAUGCUAUACAAAAAAUUUGGUUAUGGCAAAAUAGUGUACAUGGAUUUAGAGGCCCUAACCUAAUAGAAAGUAAUCAUCGUCUUCUAAUUAACGGAGAAUUACAAUGCCGUGCUUUAUGGAAUGGACAAUUACAAUGGUCAAAAAAUGGAUUAAUAAUUUAUUUAUUUGAUCAAACAAUUGUUUUGUGUAAAAGGGAUGUUUUGAGAAGGAGUAAUUUAAUUUUUAAAGAAAGAAUGGGUAUGGGUGGAACUACUUUGUAUGAUUUACAUGAUGGAAAAGGUGUGCUUGCUUUUUUGUGAUUUAAAAAAAAUUUAUUUUCUGAGUGAACGGGAUAGGACGGGUUGAGAAAAUUCCUCG